GCACUUGUGCUGUUCAACUCAGGCAGCACAACUGACUCGAUCAGCCUCGACUUUGCUCGCAUUGCUGGUGUACAAGUUUGCAAACUAGAGAACCCCGCGAUCUUGCAACUGGGAUGUGUCAGCAGCCAGUUGCGAAUCAACUUUGGCGCGACCAUAUCUGUUAAGUGGGGUGAAUUCGUGCGAGAUGUGUAUAUGGAUGUGGUGAACCUGGACCGCUAUGAUGCCGUAUUUGGUACCCCGUUUAUGCGAAAGCAUGGAGUCUGUCUAGAUUUUGCACAUGGAGUCAUCCACCUUCAGGGCCAGGCACUCCCAGCUCUUAGCCCUCAGGAGGAGGAGAUGAGCAUGCAAUGA
This is a messenger RNA of Laetiporus sulphureus 93-53, 351 nucleotides long. RefSeq lists its product as uncharacterized. The record is from RefSeq and is a predicted model, not a curated record. The transcript has a single exon. Lineage: Eukaryota; Fungi; Basidiomycota; Agaricomycetes; Polyporales; Laetiporaceae. The annotation marks the transcript as partial.